GAUUUAUGAAAAAAGUGCAAUUUUUCGCGAUAAAAAGUUUUUGAUGCGUUGUUUCGGCUUUGUAGUAUAGUUUAGAGGUGAUUUUUGAUUUUUGGAUGCACAGUAAGUGCAUCAAGACAAAAACAAACUUUACAAGUGACUUACUUAUCUAAGAGAGAAAAUGACGAUUUUUUGACUGUGUUCAUCAGUGUAUUUUGACUUUUUGUUGAUAUGUGUAAAAUUAAGUAAAAUAAAGACAUGCUAGUGGUUAUAUUGUGCUGCAUGAUGAAAAUUGUGGAAUUUACGACGGGAAAGCCCGUCUCCAAUCAGAAGCCUAGAAGGAAAUGUAGAAGGAAACGUGCUAAAAAAGGUAGAGGUAUGUCCGAGUUGGGAGUGGGUAUCCGGGCCAGUCCGGACUCGGAUUGUAACAGUAAUCAUCCCGGAUCGGCCAGUUACCUUAGCAACACAUCCUCACAGGACAUCGACUUCAUACAGGACAACUCCGACUACCAAUGGUUCAUAGAUUAUGGUUACAGAGAUGGAGGUAUCAACCACCACACGAGCAUUCUGUCUCUCCCAGAAUCGUACGAGGCCGGGGAUCUCAACUACUACGAUGCCAUCGCAAAAAACAUGGACGCCAAUCUGGCGGAAGCGGACAUGGAGUCUUUUCGCACGGAGGACAUCCAUGCGUUACUCACCAACUUACCGCCCAUGUGCACCGACCAUCUGAGCCAAGAGAACCAUCGUCAAGGAGAAUGCUACGCGUCAGUAUCAGGCUCCAUGAUGGGCAAAUUCGAUCUGGACAGCUCCAUAAGCCCACACAGCAGCUCCCAAGGCGAGGAUUCCACGUCGAUGUCCAUAUGCAAGUCCGAAUUGCUCUUCAGUCCAGUAAAAGAGACUCCCAUGCCUGGAGCCAACUUCAGCGUGGACUCCCUGGACUGCGACAUGAUGUUAACGUGUCAAGCCAAUAAGGACAACUAUACCAUUGCGUUCGAAGGCAGCAUGACCAUGUUUUCGGAGGAAAAUGAUUUUAAUGCUGCAGACAAAACCAAUCAUCAUACAGCCAGUAGCCAUUGGCCAACGGACUGUCUAAGAAUAUCGCAAGCGAAAAACCUAAAAAAUCUUGAUGCCUCAAUGACGAAAUCCGAUUCGAGCAGCUUCACCACCUGGAGCAACCUGAAGAAGAGGUCCAGCGAUAAUCACUUGAGGAGAUUGCCCUCUGGGAACAACAAUAAUUCUGGCGAUGACGCAAGUAGAUUGGGGCUCAACGAUAUGGGCACUUUGAAGAGUCAAAGUAUGCCCAAUUUGUAUAAGCAGAGGAUUAUGAGGAGCAUGGUGCAAAGUGGACAUGUUAAGAGUAAUAGUAAUAAUAGUUCGACCGACACAUGCACGGUAAAACGCAAACCGGUCAAAGUGUUCGACAUCCAGCACCACCUGUCGAGCGAAAACUCCUCGCUGUCGGAAAUGGCGACCUCGGUGGACGCGACCACCUCGGAAAACUCCUCCACGAAACCGCACAACUUCAACCUGGUCAAGCUGUUCAUGAAGCAGAAAAGCAUCAGCACCGAAGGCAUGUCGACGACGCUCGACCAGCUGAGCAGCACGGAGAACUGGCCGGCCAGCCAAUCCGGAGAGAGCAGCGCGUCGGAGAAGGCGCUGGAGAAGUACGACCUGAUCGAGGAGGAGCCGGAGAACGAGGAGAUUUUGUUGAAGAACGCCUCCAAAAUGAACAUAAACAACGUUAACGGUUACAGUUCGCCGCUGAAGUUGCAUAGAGCGACGCAGGAGUUGAUGAACAGGAGUAUACAGACGUCGCACUUCUCGGAGAUUGCCAACUUGAAGAAAAACGCGGCGCCGAAGUCUGAAAUUAAAGUUAUAGAAGCGUCGUUCUUGAAGAAGCUAAAAAAGGAGGGCGAAGUCGAGAAACCUGUUUACGUGUUGUACCCGAACUACGUGCUGCCGAAUUUGGACUUCCUAAACGAAAAACGCGGUGAAGAUAUAUCGAAGGUCCUGUUGGUGCCACAACGUGCUCCGAAACUAUCUACGUCCAACAAAAGACCUUUUAGUUGCAACGAUUUGGAAGCGUUGAAACGCCGCGGUUUCAAUCACGUGAAAGAUUGGGACUCGUUGAACAUCCUGCUGCCUCAAGAGUGCAAAAAAAUUCUCUCGGAAGUACCGGAGAUAUCGGAACAUAUCAAGGUCACCCACAAAGACCCCUCUUUCGUGCGGCAGAAGUAUCGGCAGAGGCCUCAAAGCUGCGAUUUGAGUUCUACGAGCAGCAGCAACUCAACUCAACCGAGUUCGGGUUACAGGGGUUCCUCAACGAUACUCAGCGAUUCUCAAAGUUCGCCUGCUACGACCAACUUGAACCCCCUUUUCGUGUACAGAUACGACAGCGUGACCAGUUCCGAAGCAAGCUUGAUGACUAGCGACAGAAUUACAAUGGCGACUCCUCCAAUUCCUGUGAGGUGCGUGAGUUUGCCUCAAGGUGAAAAAACGCCGCCCAGACCCCCUUUGCCGAGGAGUAUACUGAGGAAAGGCGACGUCACCAAGAGGUACAGCAUGUACGAAACCAGCGAGGAAGAAAACAACGUUGAGGAUGCAACGUAUAAAAGAAAAUCCCUGCAGGAACCGUACUACCUAAGAAACAAGCGCUUCUCGGAAACAGAAGAUGAAGGGGUCGAUGCGGGUACUUCCAGCUCCUCCAUAGAGGAAAACAACCACGACAACCCCCACAGAGCCGACCUCCUGCUCUCGAACAUCUCCAACGAGGAGCUGGCGCAAUUUGAAGAGUUCCUCAAGAUCUCGGGGAUUUCCGGCUCGGAGCACGAGUCUCACACGGAGGAGAGUUUGAUGCAGUUGCGGUCGUACGUGGGCAAGUUUCUGUCGUUGAAGAUCAACCAGGAGGGGUCGGAUCACUUCGGGGGGAAGAAGUCCGUCAGUUUCGCCGAGAAGGUUAACGUGCUGCCCAAGCAUUUGGAGGCCAGGCAGUUCGUGCCGCCGAACAAUUCGCCCAAUGUUAGCGCCUUCUUGCAUCAGAAGAACUAUCAUACCAAAAACUUAACAGACAUGCCGAUCUGCGAGGAGAGCGAAAACAGCCCGAACUACUCGAGCCCCCAAACCACCCCGGUCCACCUAAUCAAAAUAAGCAACCUAAACGGCAACCUGACGCAGAAAAAAUCCCUGAUAUCGGCAGUUUGCGACGCGGUGGACCAAAUAAUGCAGCACUUCUCUCCGGCAUCGAACCAGCAAGAGCUGAACGCCCUGGGCGACUCCAGCGCCAACCCCAGCUGCGCCAAGCUGGCGCUCACGACUUUGUGCCCCGCUUUGUACGCCGUACUAAGUGACGGACUGAAGCCCAGUCUCGAGACUAGCUUCGGCGCCAUCGGCAACUCCGUGUGGCAGGUGGUGGAGGCCUCGGCCCAGCAAGGGCCGCUAACGAAGGCCCUCAACGAGUUGGUGAUGAGAAUCAACGGAGAAGACGUGAUAACCGAGGGCUUGGUCAAAUUCAACGCCUUCGUGUUCGGUCUGUUGAACGUUAGAUCCCUCGAUGCCUGGGCCAGCUAUCUUAGAACGCGGGAGAGCGUGCUGAGAAAACAUUACACUGGAGAUUCGUUGUUGUUGCUCAGUAAUACGGGCGGUCCGAAUGUCAGAUCGAUUCUGGAUGCAAUGAUUGCCGCAUUGAGGCCUUUAGCCUUUCUGCCUUUCCAGCUGGAUCUGUUGUUUGAGUACAGAGAGCUGCAUAUGAGCUUCAAGAGAAUGGAUUCUUAUCAUCAGCUAAUGAGUCCCACCCAUAAGCAUUCUUGCUCACCAAACUUCAAACAAUUCAACUCGGCAAAGUUGGGCUUAUCUUCCAACAGCACCAAAUCAAAUUCGGAUACCGACGAAAUAUCCACGGCCACCACAGUGAGGAAUUACUACGAAGAAAUGCCGGAUUUGGUGAGUUCGUCGCAGAAAGUCAAAAAGGAACGUCCAAGAUCCUGCGUCGAAUCUGGACAACAAAUCAGCUUCAAACUGGGCGAAGACGUGACUAGUAUUGGCAUAGAUAAAAAGAGAUGGUCCGGCAUAGCACUGAACAGCAAGUUGUACCAAGCUUACGAUCGCCUAGCGAACGAGGAGGAAUACACGGACAGUCUAGAAACACCAAACUCGCCGAAAAAAGAUGAAAAAACCUUCGCGAACGUGCUAGAACACGAACAACAACCGGAAUCCCUGGACUCGAACUUCUCAGACGAAAAACCGCUGAACGGGAGGCGUUUCAAAAAGUUGCAGCAAAAAUGGGAGAUGCUCAGCGGUAAGGAGUCUCCUCCUUUAUCUCCGACAAGCACACCAAGUAAAUCCAGGAUACCACGGUUGAUACCUUCACCUGUCAAAUCAGGAAUACCAAUAUUGAAGAAGGUUACCACUCCACCAGGUUCAUCGAAGAAUGCACCAUUGACGAGGAUUACUGCCGUGAAGAGUUCACCUGCUAAGAAAACUGGCCAAAGGACUAGCAGAGUAGAUCAGCUGGAUAACCCGGUGGAUACACCGAGGAACGUUUCAAGGCCAAGUAGUCUACCUUACAAAGCAACGCCGCAAAAUGGUAAAAGCCCCAAAAUAACGCCUCCAAGGAGGGCAGCGUCGAGUUCUUUGAACAGGAAACCUGUUGGACGUACCGCUACACCCAAAGUGGUGCGAACAUUAUCCCACAGACUGCCCUCGGAGAGCGGCCAUCUUUCCUACAACAAAGGUGAAAAUCUUAAGGUCGUUUUGGAGGUGGACGAAAAGUGGCUUUUGUGCUGUCGCGGCACGCAAAAAGGUUUGGUACCGAAGUCGGCGGUGAUAGCCGAGAACGCGCGAUUUUGAGUCAGAGUCUAUGAGUAAGAUUUGUACAUAGAAAUAAUCAACCAAAAAUGACCGGUGACUUUGGGUUAUAUCUUGCGGGGAUGCAACUUAAAAUCACCGGUCGAAAUAAUAUUAUUAAAAAUGCUUUUUGAAUUGUAAAUUCUUUUAUACAGACUGGAAUUGUGAUUGUAUGAAUAUUAUUAAUAAUAAGGGUGUAUUGUUAUACGUAUUGUUGCUGCUUUUUAUUGUUGUUCUAAGCAAAUAUAUUGGGGUCGUUCCAUUUCAAAUCGUCCAAUUAAAAAAACGCGUUAAAGUUCACAAAUCAUUAAAUAAAAGUCGUAUUUUUUAUUUUUUACGCAAUUCAAAAACUUUUCGAAAAUUACUCAAAAAAUCGUUUGGUGCUUCGCAUUUUUAAUAUAAUUUUUUUGAGUACGGCCAUUUCAAGCGAGAAAACGCACGAAUUACAAAACUGUUUUUAUAAAAAAAAUUGUAGAUAAUUUAUUAUAUAUUUAUAUUUAUUAAUAUUUUGGCAUCAAAAUUGUCAAAAAUAUUCUUCUUUUAUUAGGCUAUACAUUAAAUUAAAAAAACGCAAGAAAUAUUUUAUAAAAGUAGAGAUAAUUUUAAUAAUUGCAAGGUGUGGGCAGGUCAAAAAAAGAUUUA
This is a messenger RNA of Brassicogethes aeneus, 5463 nucleotides long. Lineage: Eukaryota; Metazoa; Arthropoda; Insecta; Coleoptera; Nitidulidae. The record is from the annotation of a GenBank genome assembly.